GUUUCUAAAUUUCUAUUUCGAGUAUGCGCAGUAUGUGAUAUUCCAGUCCGGCCGGAUGAAAAUUGAUUUGUCUUGUCUGUUCCCCGUUCUCGAUUUGGAAAAUAAUUAAAUCUUCCACGUCAACUAAAAGUACCAAGGAAAUUUUCCAGCUCGACAUCUUGUUUUCUAGAAGCAUUCAACAGAUACAAAGAAUGUCUUACAGCAAAUCAAAUGACUGGAAUUCGCACAGUAGUGGAUACAACAAAAUGAAUAAUUUUGACAGUCAAGCACAAAAUGGUUUCAAAGGCAAUUAUAACAAUAGCGGAUAUAAAAGUGGUUACAAUAACAAUGGGGGCAGCUAUAUGAACGGAAAUGGAAGUAGUUACAGAGGCGGUAAUGGGGGCGGAUACAAGCCUAGAACGAAUUUCAAUCAAGAAGAGAACGGCCAAGGACUCAGCAAGGUUGAGUGGGGUACCAAAACCCUGCAUCCCUUCUCCAAAAAUUUUUAUGCUCCCCAUCCGGACGUGUGUGGUCGGUCCGAGUACGAAGUAAACCAGUACAGGCAGUCCAAACAGAUCAUAGUGGAGGGAGACGCUCCUAACCCGAUACAGAACUUCAACGAGGCGAACUUCCCGGACUACGUUAUGAGUGAAAUCGUGAGACAGGGGUACGAGUCUCCUACCGCAAUUCAAGCACAGAGCUGGCCCAUCGCAAUGAGCGGUCAUGACAUGAUUGGGAUCGCGCAGACCGGGUCCGGGAAAACAUUAGCAUACACCUUACCGGCUACUGUACACAUCAAUAACCAGCCCCAGAUCAGCCGAGGCGAGGGCCCCAUAGCCCUAGUCCUGGCCCCUACCAGGGAAUUGGCGCAGCAGAUCCAAAAAGUUGCCAUGGACUUUGGCAGUUCCACCCGUAUUCGUAACACUUGCAUAUUCGGCGGCGCCCCCAAAGGACCCCAAGCUAGGGACUUGCAGAGGGGUGUCGAGAUAUGCAUCGCUACACCCGGACGACUCAUAGAUUUUCUUGAGAAGGGAACCACUAACUUGGAGCGUUGCACUUACUUGGUAUUGGACGAAGCCGAUCGCAUGUUGGACAUGGGCUUCGAGCCCCAAAUCCGUAAGAUUUUGGGACAGAUCAGGCCAGACAGGCAGACGUUGAUGUGGUCCGCAACUUGGCCCAAGGAAGUGAAGAAGCUGGCCACUGAUUUCCUGAAAGAUCCCGUUCAUAUCAACGUUGGGUCUUUGAAUCUCUCUGCCAAUCACAAUAUCCUCCAGAUCGUUGACGUGUGCCAGGAACACGAGAAAGAAGUGAAAUUGGCGAACCUUCUCCAAGAAAUUGGAAACAGCUCAGAGCCUGGUUCGAAGAUCAUCAUCUUUGUGGAGACAAAGAAGAAGGUGGAGGGUAUAACCAAGAACAUAAGGCAGGUGGGGUGGCCGGCGGUGUGCAUGCACGGCGAUAAAAGCCAACAGGAGCGCGAUUACGUCCUUAGGGAGUUCAGGAGCGGAAAAUCCUCUAUCUUGGUCGCCACGGACGUGGCGGCUAGAGGAUUAGAUGUGGAAGGUAUAAAAUAUGUAGUCAAUUACGAUUACCCACAUUCCUCCGAAGACUACAUUCACAGAAUAGGCAGGACGGCUCGUUCCGAGAACACCGGCACGUCGUACGCCUUCUUCACCCCCUCCAACUUCAAGCAGGCCAGGGAUCUAGUUAACGUACUAACUGAGGCCAAACAGAUCGUCAACCCGAAGUUGUCCGAGAUCGCUCAAAAAUUUGGGGGAUUCGGCGGCAAGAAUCGUUGGGGUUACAACAACAACGGCGGUUACAGGGGUAGGGAGAAUAGCGGACCGAAACAAUUCCCGAAGUUCAACAAUGUAGGCGGAUUCAAGCCGAACGGAUUUAAGAAAGUAUAUUAGGGAUUCGAGAAGUAGCCGGAACCACAGAUUUGCAGUAUUUUUCUUUAAGUGCAUUCCAAAUGCACACAGUUCUUAAUAGUUAGAAUUUAUUUAAUAAUUUUGUAUGUAUCUCGUAUCUAGUUAAAUUUUUUUUAUUUGCCGUUUGGCGGCAAAUAACGAAUGUUUGAGGAAAUAAAUUAUUUCUCUUUGACUUGAUAUUUUUCUGUCGUUAAGGGAAAAUAAAUUUGUUUUUUGUUCCUGUAAUACUUCACACGCUGUGAUGAAUAUAUUUAUUUUCACUUGUAUCGUAUGUUGUGAAUAUAAAUUAUAAUAAAGGUGUUUUUUUUUCUAAA
This is a messenger RNA of Anoplophora glabripennis (Asian longhorned beetle), 2221 nucleotides long. It is a transcript of the gene Rm62, whose product is annotated as ATP-dependent RNA helicase p62. The transcript is spliced from 7 exons. The record is from RefSeq and is a predicted model, not a curated record. NCBI's taxonomy places the organism in Eukaryota, Metazoa, Arthropoda, Insecta, Coleoptera, Cerambycidae. Gene Ontology annotation, molecular function: RNA helicase activity; RNA binding; ATP binding. Gene Ontology annotation, cellular component: nucleus; ribonucleoprotein complex; cytoplasm. Bases 192 to 1889 code for a protein of 565 amino acids.